AUGGGCUGGGCGGACGAGUCGAGGACGAAGGCGCCGCGGACCCGGAGUCGUACGCUGCUGGACGGCGUCGGGCAGGCCUGUGCCCGGGCCCAAGCGGAGCUUCGAAAGCGGCUGACUCUCCGCCCAAGGCCCCCGCGCGUUCUACCUCCGAAUCCGCUCUCGGGAAAAAUGCCCUGGAGUGCGGAGGGGGUGGGGGUGACACCGCGUGGCGGCUCCGGAGCGGGUCCCCAGGGGCCCAAGGGAUUUGCUUAA
Messenger RNA from Rangifer tarandus platyrhynchus (Svalbard reindeer), 252 nucleotides. NCBI's taxonomy places the organism in Eukaryota, Metazoa, Chordata, Mammalia, Artiodactyla, Cervidae. The record is from the annotation of a GenBank genome assembly.